Molecule: messenger RNA, 1920 nt
Organism: Musa acuminata AAA Group (dessert banana)
Lineage: Eukaryota; Viridiplantae; Streptophyta; Magnoliopsida; Zingiberales; Musaceae
Exons: 1
Coding region: 1-1920 (639 amino acids)
Source: RefSeq, a predicted model, not a curated record
AUGGCCUCGGAGCGCUAUUGGCGGAUAUUUAACGAUCCGGGCCUGUCACCGCCCGACGGGGCCCCCGUCAAUUCCUCGCCUGUAUCGCCCAAGGCCUUCCACGACCUCACUCAUCAGGUCCGACUACUCACCAACAUGGUGCAAUCCAUGGUUCCCCUUGUCUCCCACCCACCGCGCGCCCCGGCCGCCCAACCAUUACAUCAACAGGAGCCGCCCAAUCGAGUUCCCACUACGCCUCGGGAGCUCCCCGCCUCGCCUCCUGUCCCGUUUUCCCCACCUGCGACGCAGGCAACGGUCUACCCGAGAGGCCGCCAGGAACCCGAGGCACUCUCCCUGGAUUCGACGGAUUCCCUGCGCGCCCAGUUGCGCCUCGUCAACCAGCGGCUUGACGAUGUGCAGAAGGAGGUCCACGGGGCGAGGGGAGAGCUUGGGGGAGACGCACCCCGGAGAUCUCCGUUCACACCCGAAAUAUUGGAGCACGCGGUCCCCCCGAGCUUCCGACUCCCCCCCCUGGACACUUACGACGGCUACACCGAUCCGGCCGAACAUGUGGCGGCCUUCCGCGCCCGAAUGGCGCUCUACGAAACCUCUGAUGCCUUGACAUGCAGGGCAUUCCCCACCACUUUGAGGGGACCGGCCCUCGCGUGGUAUGGUGGCUUGAAGACCGGAACGGUCACAUCCUUCGACCAACUCGCCAGUGACUUCAAGCUCCACUUCAUAGCCUCCGCGCGGCCGAAGCCUUCCAUGGCGUUCCUCCUCGGACUCAACCAGAAGGAGGACGAGCCCCUCUCCCUUUAUAUAAAUCGCUUCGCGUCAAAAAUCCGGGAGCUGCCGGACACUCACACUUCUUUGUCAAUGCAGGCGUUCGUAAGAGGCUUGCGCCCCUCCAGGCUUUUUUGGUCUCUCGUGGAGCGACCUCCCAUCUCGAUUCCUGAGCUGCUCCAGCGCGCGAACCAAUUCGUUGAGGACGAGGCCUGGAUGGUGGGGAAGCGGUCGGAGCACAAGAGGGAAAGGUCGGAGCCAGCUCAGGGACAACCGCUUCCUGCGCCCAGGCGAAAGCUGAGCCGGUCCGACCCGCCCACGCUGAGAACCCACCUACCCUCUCCGGAUGCCUCCCGGACGGAGAUAUUUCUCCAGAUAAGGAAGAGGGGCCUGCUCAAAAACCCCUUCCCGAUGAAGAACCCGCGGGAGCUGGCUGACCGAUCCAAGUAUUGUCGUUUCCAUCGGCAAAGCGGACACGAUACCGAGGAAUGCCGCGAGCUGUCGCGACAGAUCCAUGAGCUACGCCGCGGAGGACACCUCGACCCGCACACUCAAGCGGGCAGGGAUUUAUCGCCCCACCCGAACGACCCCGUUGAGCGCCUCGUCAACGUCAUCACGGGGGGCCCAACGUCCGGCGGAGUUAGCAUGUCUGGGAGAAAGGCAUACGCCCGUUCGGCCAGGGAGGACACUCUCUGUGGUGCCCCCGACCCCCGGGUCGCAUUCCCCCCCGAGGGCGCUGAGCAACCAGAGCAUGAUGAUGCGUUCGUAAUAACGGCCAGGAUCGCCAAUGCCCAGGUAAAAAGAAUAAUGAUAGAUACAGGGAGCUCGGCGGACGUGCUGUUUCACGAUGCCUUCCUGAAGCUAGGACUUGCUAAGGGAGCUUUGGAACCCAUCCGCUCGGCCCUCACUGGGUUCACUAGCGACUCGAUUUCACCAUUGGGAGCUUCGAACUCUGCCCAGGACCCUGGGAACUCCGCCCAGGACCAAAACGGUGAUGUCCACCUUCCUGGUAGUGGAUCUCCCCACAGCAUACAAUGUCAUCCUUGGUCGCCCCUCCCUCAACAAGAUCAUAGCCCUGGUCUCCACCUACCACCAGACGGUGAAGUUUCCGACCCGCGCGGGAACAUGAGAGGUCUGGGGGAGCCAUCGGGAAUCUAG